Molecule: messenger RNA, 4702 nt
Organism: Galleria mellonella (greater wax moth)
Lineage: Eukaryota; Metazoa; Arthropoda; Insecta; Lepidoptera; Pyralidae
Product: caldesmon-like
Exons: 11
Coding region: 203-1882 (559 amino acids)
Source: RefSeq, a predicted model, not a curated record
AUCUGUACAGUUCUGAAAAAAACGAUGAACGUUAACAACGCUUACACGAUUAUAAUUAAUUUUGUUUAAUCGUUAUACGCAUAUUUUGGCGACAAAUAAGUUCUGUGCUGUUUUAAAUUAAGUGUGUGGAAUAUUUAUUAGUCCUAAAAGUACUCAGAAUCCUAAUAGACACUGAAACCAUUGUAGACAAUAAAGGUGCACCAUGAGCCAGAAGGUGUCCACCCGUAAAGGGGGUGUAAAUGAAGACAAGGAGAAAGAAAAGAGGCAAACAGAUAGCCCUGUUAAAGAAAUGAAAAAGAAAGUGGCUGCCAAUGCCGAAAAAGAAAAACAAGCAGCUGAAAAGAGUGCUGAGAAAGUCGGCGAGAAGAAUUCCGGUGAAAAAAGUAACGACAAAACAGAGAAAAAUGUAGACAAGUCUGAUAAAAAGACUACGGAGAAAAACCAGGAAAAGAAAGCAGAAGCGCAAGAGAAGCCUAAAGAAGAUAGCAGUAAAGGGGAAAGAAAUGGAAAGGAGAAGCAGGAAGAGAAAAAAGAUACCAGAAAACAGAACGGAAAAGAUGUACACAACGGUGUCAGUGACGUCACGAAUACAAACGGCACUGACGAAGCGUUGAACGGAACGGUGAGUGAAUCGGAUGAUGACGAGAUGUUGGUCAUAGACGAUCACGACCAAGACGAACUGUUCCCUGAACUGACAUAUGACGACACGUCGGACGCUGAGUGUUUCGAACCGCCGACACCGGAGAACGCCCCAAGUCGCAGCCUGACGAGGAGAUCACAGGCAAAAGUGACCCGCACCCCCGAGACACCACGACCGUCGUCCGACCGUCAGCCGGACGCUGCAGCCGACGAUUCAAAAGAUUCAAAAGUCCUCAAAUUGAAAGACGAUGCGUUAGCAACAGAUCGCAAACUUCGUUCAGCGGAUUCGCCGAAGCCGGAUGGCAAAAAACCCCAGGAUAAAACACAGGAGAAACCUCAGGAAAGUACAAAGCAAACACAGGAAACUCCAAAGAAACAGGAUAAGCAAGAGGCUAAAAAAACACAGGAGAAUGAAUCUAAACAAGAUGGUGAUAAGGUUGAGAGAAAUGGCGAAAAGUCUGAGAAAAUGGAAGUGGAAAUCGUGGUUGAUGUUGAAGGAGCAGAAGACGCGGCAGGCACGGAGGAGCCGCGCAAGACAGAUACUAACUUCUCUAAGUCUCGCGUGAAGGUGUCCCCGUACCGCCGCAGCGGUCGCUCCAGUCGUCUCGCCGACCACACAGCUAGCUCCGUGAUGGCUAACUAUACAGGUAACAACACAACGAUGGAGAUGGAUAUAACGGAGACAUCGUCAUUUGUAUCGGAGGACCCGUCUCUGGACGAUUCAUACCUAAGCGGACUGCGCAACAUCCGAGGGCGGCGCUCCUACAAGCCGCUCAAGGAGAUGACCCUCAGAAACUUUGCGGUUAACAGAAGCGCGCGCUCCCUCGCCAGCCUCAACUCGUCGGAGCAACCGACCCGACCGACUGGUACCGUGGUCGGACGCAAGCGCAAGCCGGAGAGCGAUGAGGUAGAGCUGGGCGAGGAGGCACAGGAAGUGGGCGGGGAUGCAGAGGCGGAGGGAGUGAUCGGCAAGCGGAGACGUUUGUUGGAGCGCAUUGCACAACCCUUCCGCCGUACGCUCGCCAGUACACCGCUGCCUGCCCGCCGCGCUGCUGAAAUCGUGGGUAUAAACACAAACCUGCCGCUGUCGGCGCCUGUGUUGUCGACCGACACGUUCGACCCCGAAUCGCUUAAGGCGACCGCUAGUACGCCCCUCGCGACUCCCUUGGCGACCCCCACCGCUACUCCCGCCGCUAACAACCACGGACCGGAGAAGGACUCAAAGAGGUGUAUCAUUAUGUAAAUUAGAAUGGGGUUUCUACAUUUGUAGGCAGCCGACAGGUCAAAUACUAUUGUAAAAGAUUUUGUAAAUUUAGACAAACCACGGUAGCCGGCACUCACUGCCUUUUAAACUAGUGGAGAGAAGAUUGAUAGAAAAUCUGAUGCUAAGAUUUUUCAUUAUUUGAUAAGGUUGGAAAGAUCAUGAUGGAGAUUGGAAAGAAAGUAGGAAAUGUUGCAAUAUUAUAUAAAAUGCCGUAGCGUUUUAAUAUAUUGAUAUAAAUAAUUAAUAUGUCGUUCCACUGAUACAUGGUAUAUUAAUUAUUUACCAAAAUUAUAAAAUGUUAAUGAAACAAAAUGAUAAAUCUAUUUUUGUUUAAUAAAUCUAUUAAAAAGAAAAUUUUGCUGCGGCAUUUUAUAAUCUUGAAAUGUCUAUGUUAUACAAAUGUGAAAUUGAUAUUAUUGGAAAAUGAGACUUUAGAAAAGCCUAGAAUAAAACGGAAACUCCAUAGAACGUUAUUAAUUAAAACAAGAGAUGUAUUAUAGUAAUAAUAGGUUACAUCGUCGAAUACAAAGACAUAGAAUUUACAUGAAUAGAGUUUAUAGAAGAUAUUGAUACGUAUAUAUUUAAUAAGCAUUUACGUGUGUUUGUACAUAAUGUAUGAAUAGUACUCGAAAAUGGGUGUUUUGGACUUGCCGACCAAAAUGCACUAUUGAUUAAAUAUUUUUGAAAGGUUUGGUUGCAAAAAAAAAAAAAAAUGUUAAUUCGUAGAUAAGGUUAAAAAUAUGUAGUCACAUCACUCUUGUCUGUGCACUAAAUAUGCCAUACAAUAAAAGAACCUGGGAACUUAAGGUUUAACUUAACCUUAACCUUUGAACUUUAGAAACCUGAGUAUAAUUUUAAACAUUUAGUUCGGUAAGUCUAAACAUAUUUUAAAACGAUAUUCUAAAUUUAACAAUAGCAUAAUAAUGCCGAGUUUAAUGUGGUUAAAAAAAAAUCCUAUUAUGUAUAUCCUUUUUACAUUUAUGUGAACAAACAAGCGUGGCUCUAUUAUAUAUUGUUCAAUUUAGUAUGAGUUUACCAUUACUCGGUAAUAAGUUAUUUUAAGUAUUCGACGCAUUGUUUUAAUACUUUAACUCGUGACUUUAAAAUUGGACCUAUUUUAUACUAUUUUACUUUAUAAUUUACUGUGUGAUUUGUAUUGUUUCCACCGAUCGGUUUUGACAUAUCCUCACAGGCCUUAGAUUAUAUAGAUACGUUAUCGUGCCCCUAAAAACAGGUCAACUUUUUGUCAGCUGAUUGUCAAAUUAGCUGACUCGUUUUUUUUUAUUAGUAUUCUAUAUACUUACACAUACAAUGUAUUUUGGCGUUUUACUUAAAAAUAAAAAUAAGUGUUUACGUAUUAAAAAGAUGUAGAAAUUAUAAGACAAAAUAAAUAUAGAAGUUAUAAAGGAAUCACUCAUAACUACUUAUCACGCAAAAUUGUAUGAAAAAGUUGACCCAUUUUUUUCGAAGCAUUUCUAUGGUGACACUAUCUAUAUAAUCUCAGGCGUAUUUUUAUAAGUAAAUAAAUAUAUAUGUUGCUUAUGUUCUACAUAUUGAAUUUAGAGUAAUUUUGUUUAGUUCGUCUACUUAGUUGAGUUGUGUCAACCCAUUUCAAUGGAUGGGAGCAAACCAAGCUGUAGAUAGUGAAUUCUGUUUAUCUUUUCGAUUAUCUUCGCAUAUCCUAAAUGUUGAUUGGUAGGGAAUGCCUAUAGAAUUAAGUCCGCCUUUUGUACCACAUUUUAAGUUCAACUUUUCAACUAUAUAUUACCUGAGUUGCCUGUUGAGCCCCUCUGGGCAUACUGCAAACGGAUCUUUCUAUACAAUUAGAGCUAGCGAUCCCAUGAAAUAGAAUAAGAUGAUAAUAUCCGGUGUUUUGUGCUUUCUCGAGCGAGCACUAAUUGAAAUAAAUCUAUUUAUAGAUUCCACUUGUCUAGGACAGAGUUUUGUUUCUGGGAAACUGAUUUUUAUGUCUGGUUUUUCCAAAAAGGGCAUAUUUAAGAUUCUUCAGGAAAGCAAUGCCCACGUGGCAUUCUUGAUGUAGAAAGCGCCAUAGACUACGAUAACCUUUUGUUUGUUUGUGAAAAAAAAAAGUUUAUUUCUGAGACGGAUUAUGCGCCGAACUCCUUAUUCAUUCUAUAUUUCAUUAAUUUUCAUUCAUUAUUAUUUCUUACAUGAAAUUAAUAUUUUUGUAAUAGUAUAAAACACGUCCAUGAUGUUUAGUUUAAGUUUAUAACGUGGUUUAGUCCGUGUUUCAGUUUUUUAUCACUGUACCACUUAUUUCAAGGCUUUAAUUUUUUUUUUUCAUUUAUCAGCACCACAGUACUGAAGCAGAUGAAGUAAAAUGACGUUACUUGUAAGGUAAUAGUGUUGAAUUUUCCAUUUUAAAUGCUCUCUCAUGUUGAUAAUUAAAAAUUUUACAUACGGGUCUUACAAAGAAUAUGUUAUUAAUAAUUAUGUUGAAAUAUAGGGUUAUUAAAAAUUGAUAGAUUGAGUGAGAUUCAGUAUUCAUAUUUAUUAGGUUGUCUAAAUUGGACCACAGAGUAUUAAAGUUUUUUUUUAUAAAAAAUGUGAAUCUAUCGUAAAUGUAUAUCUAUUAAUGCAUUCAAUUAAGUAAUAAUUAGAUUUUAUUUUUUAAUCAAAAUAUGGAUAUAUUUAUGAAAAAAUUUUAUCAAUACAAUAAUUGAUUUUCAAUAAUCCUAAACAUAUUUAAUCAAUAUUUCUGUACUGUGGUAACUGUUCUAAUCAGGAUCAUGUGAAAUAUUUCUUUUCUUUUUUUGAGAAUAAAUUAAGUUAAAAGUA